AUGCUACGGUCAGGAAGCAAGCUGGGCAAGCUGGGAGGCUUCAGGGCUCCGGUGGCCUUGUCGAGACAUGCACAGCAAGGGAGCGGCCUGGGAUUGAAGCUGAAGGACAGGAGAUGGGCGUCUACGUCGACCGUGACGGCGCUGGAGAGCUACCCGGCGGCUGGCGAGAAGCUGCAUGGCUUCGUGGUGCAGCAGAAGAAGCACAUCCCAGAGCUGCAUCUGAGCGCCAUCCACCUGAAGCACGAGAAGACAGACGCAGACUACCUCCAUGUUGCGAGAGACGACAAGAACAAUGUCUUUGGGAUCUCAUUCAAGACAAAUCCUCCAGAUGCCACUGGAGUGCCGCAUAUUCUCGAGCACACCACUCUCUGCGGCAGUGAAAAAUAUCCCGUUCGAGAUCCCUUUUUCAAGAUGUUGCCCCGUUCACUGUCUAAUUUCAUGAACGCCUUCACCUCCUCAGACCACACCACAUACCCCUUUGCUACAACCAACAAAAAGGACUUCCAGAACCUGCUGUCAGUCUAUCUUGAUGCAACGCUGCAUCCGCUGCUCAAGGAGGAGGACUUUCGACAGGAAGGUUGGCGAUUGGGUCCAGAAAACGCCCGGUCUGCCGAACAGAGCCAGGAAGGAUCCUCUGGUGAGCAAGCAAAGGGCGACGAAAUCGUCUUCAAGGGAGUCGUCUACAACGAGAUGAAGGGCCAGAUGUCGGAUGCCAACUAUCUCUACUAUAUCAGGUUCAGGGAGCAGAUAAUCCCUGCACUAAACAACUCGGGUGGUGACCCCCAGCAUAUCCCUAAGCUCACGCAUCAACAGCUGGUCGAUUACUCCAAGUCAAACUACCACCCGAGCAAUGCACGAAUAUUCACCUACGGAGACAUGCCCUUGGCCGACCACCUGGCCCAGGUUGGCGAAGUCCUCAACGGCUUCGAGAAGAAGUCCAGGCCGCUAGACGUCAAGUUGCCUAUCGACCUGAGCUCGGGGCCAACGAAUAUCACGGUAACUGGGCCGAUUGAUACCUUUGCCAGCGAAGACAAGCAGACAAAGACGUCAGUCUCCUGGCACGCGGGGGAUUCCAAAGAUAAUGUCGAGUUGUUUUCAAUGGGAAUCCUAUCAUCGCUACUACUUGAUGGCUACGGCUCUCCGCUGUACCGGGCUCUCAUCGAGAGUGGAAUCGGCUCAUCCUUCACUCCCAACACCGGCCUGGACACAUCUGGGAAAGUGCCCAUUUUCUCUGUUGGAGUGAAUGGAAUCUCAGAAGCAAGCAUCCCAGACGUCCAGAAGAGCAUACAAAAGGUGUUUGAAGAGCAGCUUGCCAAAGGCUUCAACGACGAGAAGGUCCAGGGAAUGCUGCACCAGCUGGAACUCGCACUCCGACACAAGACAGCCAGCUUUGGCAUGGGGAUAAUGGAAAAGGUCAUCUCAUCGUGGUUUAACGGGUCAGAUCCCAUGAAGGACCUGGCCUGGAACGAAGUGAUCAACGAGUUCAAGAAGCGUUACGGAAAGGGAGGCUACUUGGAAGGGCUGAUGCAAAAGUAUUUCAUGAACGACAAGUACAUGGCGUUUACGAUGAACGGGGACCCUACGUACAACAGCUCGCUGGUAGAGCAUGAGGCUGCUCGCAAGGAGACGAUGAUGAAGGAGCUCAGCCAAAGGUACGGCUCGAUGGAGCUCGCCAAAGACCAGCUCAAGAAGGAGGAGCUGGAGUUGCUCAACGUCCAGGAGUCCGCACAGCAAGCUGAUCUAUCCUGCCUACCUACGCUUACGGUCAGCGACAUCCCACGGCAAAAGGAGAAGAAGACGUUAAGCGAGUCGAAGAUUGACGGCAUGGAUGUGGUCUGGCGAGAGGCGCCGACCAACGGGCUGUCGUACAUCCAGGUGCUGAAACCCCUGAACGAGCUUCCGGACCAUCUCAGGCUGCUGCUCCCGCUGUUCAACGACUGCAUCAUGCGUCUGGGCACAGGCAGCCGGCGGAUGGAGCAGUGGGAAGACCUGAUCAAGCUGAAGACGGGCGGAAUCAGCUCGUCCACGUUUUCAGCGUCUUCUCCGCUGGCGCUGGACAAGUUCUCUGAAGGGAUGCAGUUCUCGGGCUUUGCGCUGGACAAGAACAUCCCCGAGAUGCUUUCGAUCCUGACGGCGCUGGUGAACGAGAGCGCCUUUACGGGGCCGGAUGCGCCCAGGAUGAUCGAGGAGCUGCUCAAGUCGAGCUGCAACGGUGCGUUGGACGCAGUGGCUGCAACGGGCCACCGGUAUGCAGUGAACAUGGCGUCGUCCACGCUGUCACGGAAGUUCUGGGCAGAGGAGCAGACGUCCGGCCUCUCUCAGAUCCAGAAGAUGGCCCAAUUGCUUCAGGACGCCCAGAAGUCGCCAGCAAGCCUGCAGGAGCUGAUUGGCCAUUUGCAGACGAUCCAGUCGUUUGCUCUGGGACGAUCAUCGAGCUUGCGAGUCCGGGUUGUCUGCGAGUCUGAGAUGCGCGCAGAGAACGAAGCCGUACUGCAGCGGUGGCUGGCUGGGUUGAAGCCGAGUGCUAGUCAAAUAUCAACAACAACCGCAACAGCUACAGGUUCAGCAGCCUUCCUCAAGCCAUCAUCAGACAAGGUGCUGUAUGACCUGCCCUUCCAGGUGUCGUACUCUGGCCUGGCGAUGGAGACGGCGCCCUACGUGAGCCCGUCGAGUGCGCCCCUGAGCGUGCUGGCGCAGCUGCUGACACACAACUACCUGCACCCCGAGAUACGGGAGAAAGGGGGAGCGUACGGGGCGGGCGCGAGCAGCGGUCCGGUCAGGGGCAUCUUCAGCUUCUCGAGCUACCGGGACCCGAACCCGUUGAACACGCUGCGGGUGUUCAACCAGAGCGGCGAGUAUGCGCGGGACCGGAGCUGGACGCAGCGGGAGCUGGACGAGGCGAAGCUGAGCAUCUUCCAGGGGCUGGAUGCGCCCGUGAGCGUGGAGGAAGAGGGCCACCGGUACUUUAUGAGCGGAGUGACGCACGAGAUGGACCAGGCCUGGCGCGAGCAGGUGCUGGAUGUGAGUGCGCGGGAGGUGAGCGAGGCAGCGCAGAAGUACCUGGUCGACGGCAGCCGGCGGUCCUUCUGCCUGCUGGGCCAGAAGAAGGACGAAUGGGCUGCUGAUCUCGAGGGCUGGGAGGUGAAGAAGCUCUCGAUGGCAGAGUAA
Molecule: messenger RNA, 3168 nt
Organism: Nannizzia gypsea CBS 118893
Lineage: Eukaryota; Fungi; Ascomycota; Eurotiomycetes; Onygenales; Arthrodermataceae
Product: mitochondrial presequence protease
Exons: 2
Coding region: 1-3168 (1055 amino acids)
Biological process (GO): protein processing
Cellular component (GO): mitochondrial matrix
Molecular function (GO): metal ion binding
Source: RefSeq, a predicted model, not a curated record